ACCACUCGAUCUAUCCUCCUCACUUUUCCUAUUUCCACUCCACCACGCGGUUCGGGCGCGCUCCAACUCCCAGCUUCAUAAACUCCAGAUCCAUAGGAGUCGGCGUGCUGCAGCUCGUCCGCCGGCGGCAGCCCUCCCCACCGCCGCGGCCUGCCUUGCCCCGCCUUGAGUCGCCUUUCACCGCCGGGCUCCCCCCUCUCUGCCGCCGUCCGUCGUCGACCACCUCGGCCGCCGUCCCCGACCACUGGACUCCCUCCUCCGCCGCGCUCCCUCCCUUCCUCUGUCGCCGUCCCCGACCACCGGACCACGUAGGCUGUGCGCCUCCUCUGCCUCCCCGACCACCUCGCAUCUCAACUGAAUCACAGUAGGAUUGAUGAUGUGCCAGGGUGCUCAUUUGGGGUUUGGGGGCUGGGGAUUUGGGGUUUGGAGUAUCAGAUCUCUGCGCGAUCUGGUCCGGCGCUGGUGGUUGGUGGUGAAUGCCGCAGGUUUUCAGUCGCUUGAGUUAAUGUGCACCAUAUAGUGCUUUGUCUCUGUUAAAUUGCUUAUGAGAUCAGUAAACUGCUAUGGAUAUAUGAAGCACAGCUGAAGAAGCCCAUAGUGUUUCAUACCAGUGAAUGAUCAAUAUUUUGUCUGUUUCAGAUCUUAGUACCACUAGAGAUGGAAGGAAGAAUGACAGAUUUAUGGUAAACCCUGGUAAAUAUUCGUGGGAGGUCAACAAGUGGCGCCCUGAUUAAGACUGCUACAACACUUUGUGGUUCAUCUCCAAUUAGUGAUGGCGAGAAUGAAGAUCCCAAAGCGUUAUGUCAUAGUAUUGCUGACAUUCAUCUGCACAAAUGUUUGUUACGUUGAGCGUGUGGGUUUCUCGAUUGCGUACACCGUAGCAGCUGAUGCAAUCAACGUGAAUCAAGCAAACAAGGGCCUGAUACUCUCCAUGUUCUAUUAUGGUUAUGUUUUGUCACAAAUUCCUGGUGGAUGGGCAGCUCAGAGAUUGGGAGGGAGACGUGUUCUGCUGCUGUCAUUCCUGUUGUGGUCCUUGAUAUGCGGUCUAAUUCCACUGGACCCCAACAGAGCAGUCAUUCUGGUCCUUUCUCGCCUUUUUGUUGGUGUAGCACAAGGUUUCAUAUUUCCUGCCAUUCACACAGUCCUGGCACAAUGGGUGCCACCGCAGGAGCGCUCUCGCUCAGUGUCAUUAACAACCUCAGGGAUGUACCUCGGGGCAGCUUGUGGCAUGUUGUUUUUUCCAAGUCUGGUGAAGCACAUGGGACCCCAAUCUGUAUGUUUAGUCGAAGCAGUACUUGGAGUAGCAUGGUCUGUAAUAUGGUUGAAGUUCUCCAGUGAGCCACCUCGCACUGACCUUCCAAAAGUGGCAAUGCCAAAAGUAGCAUCUCGGGAGAAGAUUAAGGCGCAAUCAGUAGGGGUUGUUGCACCUCGCACUGUAAAGAUACCAUGGCGAAGGAUUAUCUUCAGUCUACCUGUUUGGGCAAUUGUCGUGAACAACUUCACCUUCCACUAUGCCUUGUAUGUUAUCAUGAACUGGCUGCCUACCUAUUUCGAACUAGCCCUUAAGCUUAGCCUCCAGGACAUGGGAUCGUCAAAGAUGCUUCCCUAUUUCAACAUGUUUAUAUUCUCCAACAUUGGUGGAGUGGUUGCUGAUCACUUGAUUACAAAACGGAUCUUAUCAGUUACCAAGACAAGGAAGCUCCUAAACACCAUUGGGUUUGUUGUCUCGGCUGUUGCACUCAUGGCCCUCCCUUCAUUCGGGACGCCCUCAGGGACUGUGAUAUGUUCAUCGGUAUCCCUUGGUUUUCUGGCUCUAGGAAGAGCAGGGUUUGCCGUGAACCACAUGGAUGUUGCUCCAAAGUUCGCCGGCAUAGUGAUGGGGGUUUCCAAUACAGCUGGGACAUUGGCUGGGAUAGUUGGCGUUGGCCUCACGGGAAACAUUUUGGAGGCUGCAAAGGCUUCUAACAUGGAUCUAACGAACUCUGAAACCUGGAAAACAGUAUUCUUUGUUCCAGCAUACCUCUGUAUUUUUAGUUCAGUCAUUUUCUUGGUCUUCUCAACUGGUGAGAAGAUUUUCGAAUAGAGGAUGAUUAUUUUUGCCUGUUCUUUUCUUGUCAUUUACGGGCAGUGAGACAGGAUAGGAACACGGGAAUAUCACAUGUAUUUUAUUCAUUAUAUCUGUCAGAUUUCAGAGCUCAGACUGCAUCCCACACAUAUUAAGAGUUAUGUUAUGUUAGGAGGAAUAACACUUGUCUGUAGUAAAUUGUGUUAUCUGGAAUCAUCCUAUAACUCUGUUAUUCCA
Triticum urartu is the source of this 2302-nucleotide messenger RNA. Its product is annotated as putative anion transporter 7. Gene Ontology annotation, biological process: transmembrane transport. The record is from RefSeq and is a predicted model, not a curated record. Lineage: Eukaryota; Viridiplantae; Streptophyta; Magnoliopsida; Poales; Poaceae. Gene Ontology annotation, molecular function: transmembrane transporter activity.